This is a messenger RNA of Coccinella septempunctata (seven-spotted ladybird), 830 nucleotides long. RefSeq lists its product as uncharacterized. The record is from RefSeq and is a predicted model, not a curated record. Lineage: Eukaryota; Metazoa; Arthropoda; Insecta; Coleoptera; Coccinellidae. The transcript has 2 exons. The coding region runs from base 107 to 790 and encodes 227 amino acids.
UUUCGUAUUUUGUCACUCACCAAAAUUCUAGUUCAAAAACGGUACAUUUUGAAUAAUCUGGUCUGAAAGAAAAUUUCAAAAUUUCAAGUGUUGCAGCAAUUCCACAAUGAAAACUGUCUCGUCAUCGUUUUAUAAAUGCACACCGAAAUGGAGCAGAUGUACUGGAUCUGACCUGACACCUUGUCCCUUUUGUGGUACACUCUGCUUAAAUCCACCUAUUGCACCAGCGAAUACGACCAAACAGUGCGAAAACCCUUAUUGUAACUGCUGCCUCAAAUCUUCCGUUUCUGAACCUGUAGUGGACUCAGGAAAUUGCUUGUGUUGUAGAACACAAGUGGCUAGUGAAAACAAGUAUUUUUUCCCAACAGAAUACUAUCGAUGCCCUUGGUGUACUGGAGGAAUCAUGAUUCAUAGGAGCGAAGUACCGAAAUAUGAGAAUAACGUUUAUCAGCAACAUUCUGGGAAUGAUCAGCGAAUGAUGAAUCAAAAGAACUGUUGUUUUUGCCCGUGUUGUACAAGGGUGCAGUCUAGUGUUCUUAUAAAUCCUAACGCAACAACCAUAACUAACAACAUGAGAACACAUUGUCCGAAUUGCUCGAACUGCCCCUGUAACAUGCAUAAGAAUCAUGCUGAAAUGCAACCUAAGGUCCAUCAGAACAUCGUAACUCAAAAACCUAUUGAUAAAGUUGUUGAAUGUAAACCAAAGAGAUCCUUCGUCCUAAUUGGAGGAAAAAUGGUCUCUUGUGGUUGUGCCAGAAGAAAUGGUUUGCAGGAUGAGUGUGUAAUAUGAUUUGCAAAAACAGAAUGCAAUAAAAUAUUUUUUUCGAUUA